AUGUGCUUGGCGGACACCCGCCAUUUGCACAGCAUCCAGCCCGCUUGUGCCGAGAUCUCGCGAGAGCCCGUGCGGAGAGCUCUGGGUGUCCCCAUAUCUCCAGCACGGACCCUCCUCCAAGCAGCAGGACGCGGCGGGCGCCAUUUCAGGGAGCAGUCGUUUCUGCUAGAGCCGAGUCCGAAUCUCCUCGUUGUGGAACUUCCUCGGCUUUGGCCUUAUCCGUAAAAUAUCUUUUGAGGCCUAGAUUUUCCCCAUCUCUCUUUCCCGUCGUUGACGGGGUAAUUUUGCCGUUGGGGGGCCUACUUCCCCACCGCCCGAAACAUCCGGAGCCUGAGGUAGUUGCAGCAGCCGCCCUCCUUACAGACACCUGAGCUAGAAGCGGGACCCCCAGCAGCGCAGGUAACUGCCUCCGUCUCUUUGAAGGCCUCCUUUUUGAGGGGCGACUCGAGGGGCCGCGCGCUUUCCGUAAGGCCCGGAGGAGGCCCUGCUUUUGCGUUGGGCCUUCUAGGUGGCGGGCCAGUCUCGUUCCCUUUCCCCCUGGAAGCGUGCGAGCCCGGCCCGACAGACUCGGUGUUCGGUUUUCUGAGGCACGGUAUUCGCUUCUGUUUCGCAACGAGUUGCCAGUGGCUGCGGGGUGGGGGGAGGGUAGGAAGGGGAAGUCGACUGGGACUUGGUUAUAAGGAAUUGGCUUGUAGUCUUAACACGUCAGUUUUCAUGGACCCGAUCGACUUUACUUCAGGGUGAUCGGACCACUUUCCAAAACACAAGAUUUCUAGCCACGUUUUAGUUCAUAUGUUUUCGUGCCAAGCGCCAUAAAACUUUGUGUUGUGUGUUUACGAAAGGUUGAUGCCGUGAGCUAAUAAGGGCAGUUAAUAAAAAGCCUACGUAAUACAUGCUGGAAGGAGAGUAGGAAGACUUGUUUUCUUUGUGUUCCCCCCUCCCCAAGCAUAUUGGGAGGAGGAAUGAAUUCCCCCUUUUCUGCAGAGUUUGCAGUUUGUUUAAUUACAAAAGCAUGAAAAGCGUGCAAGUUUAAGAGUUAGAAUCCUAUCAGGAUAAAUGGAUUCAUUUUAAGUAAAGUUUUCCAUUUUAUCAUUCUCAAAUUAUUAAACCAUCAGUUGGCAACCAAACAGAACCUUUAUAUUGAAUAUGAUCAUAAUCCAACAUUUUUGUUACGUAGUUUAUGCCUCUUCAAACCACACCUGCAAUUUCAUAUGCCAAUACUUAACAUUGGUGUACUCAAAGUAGACCUACUGAAAUAAUGAGACUUAUUUGAGAAUGAGUAACAUAUAUUCUCCGUAGACAUGCCCCUGGACUGGUACAAGCCCAUUGCAUUGGGCUUGAGCAGUUAUUUGGAUUCUGGUCUGAAAGUCCACACUUCACACAAGCAAGGGAUGAAGCAGAUUGUUUCUAAUGUUCAGUGAAAAGUAAAUAGCUAUGCUAUUGUUAGGAUAGCCACACUUACUCAUAAUUUUCCAUAAGCAUGUAAAGUCAUUAUUGUGACACGUUUAUAAUGCUUGACAUCAUCGUUCACCCUUCUACACAGAAAACAGACAUUUGACUGCUUUUUUGAUAGAGGGUCUUGGAUUCAGUUUUAAGGGACUGAAACCGUUGACUUUAACAAGCUUAUAUUAUGUUUCCAUUUUCAAUAGGAUUAUUUGUUUUGAAAAAGUUAUGCUUAAUGUAGCAAAUUUUAGACAAUGUCAAAAUGUGUCUCAAUAAAAAUGUGAAAUGCUAGAAAAUUGCAGCAUUCUUUAAAAGUUGAAUAUCUUGAAUUACUUGUGUAAUCAGUUUCUUAACCCUUAAUUAUACAACUAUUUUGGCAUACCUAUUAUGGAUACCUGUAUGUCCAACUUGUACAAUCGGACAGUAAUAUUUUGCAUCUUGUGGCUAUCCAAAAUCUCUUUAGCAAAUUUAAAUUAUUUUAUAUCAUAUUUCAGUCUUCCAAAAGGGCCCCCAAGAACAGCUAUGUUUGAACAAUGAGCUAUACUCACUAACAAUCAUUAACUUUGCCUAACCUUUGGGCAGUAUUAUUCCUGCACUGUAUUGGUGUUAAUGUAAUGGGAGGCAGAGAGAGAAUGUAAGUUCUUGGCUUAAUUAAGAUUUCACCAGGUAUUUUCAGCUCCUGUUCUUAGUUACCUGCCUCCACUAUUUCAGGUUUGUCUAAUAGUUUAGUUUGUGGUUUGGCUUUGUUAAAUUAUAGUAAAAGAUCGGUCAGAGUUAGGUCUUUGAGUUUCGUGCAUUUUUCAAAUUUAAACUGGGAUAGAAUAAAUUUUGGCCAACCUGUUUUUUGCUUACAAAUAAUUUCCCCUGUGCCAGCAUGUUUUUUGCUGCUGGGGAUUUUCUCAUGUUUCUGAGUUUGCUUUACAGAGAAGAAAUUGGUGUACAGUAUCUUAAAAUUGAUGUUAUUUGUUCUACAUUGGGUAUUUCUGGCAUGGCAUUACCAUUUUACUUACUGGCACACCUUCUUUAAUAAAUGCAAACUUGAAAGACUUUUCCCAAAUGCAUCCAACUCCACACAUGCUAAGCAAAAUACAUACCUGUUGGAAAUCAGAAGUAAUUCAAAGCAGAUAAGCUUGCCCUAACAUCACUGUACACAUUAGUUAGUACUCUCCACUAUUUUUAACUUCACUAGCUAUCAACACAGUGUUGUAUUCUCUGAACUCUCACACUUAAGCAGUGGAACUUCCUCUCCCUUUCUUUCUCACAUGCCCUUCAGAUUUGUUCUGAGGGCUCCCCAACAGUGUUUGAAAUACCCCUGGCACGUUUUGCGACUGGCAUGGGUCCAAUUGUGACCAUAUGGAGAUCUCUGGAUGCCAGGCUGCCGACUGACAUCUCCAUCUGGCUGGCCCCUCCAGCUUUCUUUACUAGGUAUGCAGAAGAGCUUUUUGCAUUUAUAUCUCACCCUUUUCUCCAAGGAGUACAUGGUUCACCCCUCUUCAGUUAAUCCUUAUAACAACCCUGUAAGGUAGGUUAAGAGGCUGUGAUUUGCCCAAGGUCACCCAGUGAGCUUCAUGACGAGUGGGGAUUUGAACCCUCAUUUCCCGGAUCCUAGUCCAACACUCUAACAAGUACACAACACUGGCUUCCUAGAGUGCUUCUGCUUUGGGGCAGCUAUAUAAAUUAAGUAGGUAAAUAAAUAUGGGGAAAGCAAAAUAUCCCUUAGGGAAGCAUCUGAAAUACUUUCCUUGAAGCUUCAGUUGUUUUAUUCUGGACUAUUUUAUUUGAUGUUUUAAUGUGCUGUAAACCACUUUGAGAUUUUUUUCUUUAAAAUAUAAAGCAGUACAGAAGUGAAAUGAAUAAAAAGUAACAAAAAUAAUAAAAUUCACUGCAGGAAAAAAGGUACCUAGACAUUCCUAUGUGGAGACCAUAACCCAGGUUUAAGAUGGCAUUUGGUGAUUAGUUUACAUUUCUGAGUUUCUAAUGCUUCCCCCCCACCUUCUGAAGGAGAUUUGGGGGUCUGCAUGUGUGAACAGGAGAGGGAGCAGUUUUGUUGCACAAGUGGGAGUAAUUACGUGAGUGCAAUUAUGUUGCUUUCAACACUCUUUGAAACCCCUAAAACAAUAUUACUGUGCUGUAUAAAAGCAGUCAUAAAAAAAGUUCAGUGUUAGAAAUUGAGAUAUGAAAGCUAGGAGCUAAAUGCCAAAUUAAACCUAGGUUAUGAGUGCAGCUACAAAAUGUUGAAUCACACUUUUUAAAUAACAAGAAUACAAAGCUGAAAAUGAACUGCAGCUAAAAUAUUAUGUUCAUUUUUCACAUGGUCUAGUCCUUCCCCUGCCCACCCCCUAAUAUUCUUAAGAGGGUCUUUUCUCCAUUCUUCAGAGAGUAGCUUAGAGUAGUCUACCCAUAAUCCUUAUUAUAACAAGCUCAGGAUUGUUGAUAUCUUGCAAUUGGGGAAUCUGCAACAGCUGAUUCCAUAUGAAAUAUUUUCUGGGAUAGUUUAACUAAUCUGUUCCGAAUUUUUGACCCAAGGAGUCAAUGAUUCAUGGCAGAUUUCAGGUGAUGGGAAAUCAUCAGAUUCGGGAGGAACUUCUAAUCUGAAGCUCUAUUGAGCUUUUUUCACCACAGGGAUGUAUCUCCCACACCCUGGAGGUAAGGCAACAACACAAAAUGGCUUCCCUUUUAUAAUUCUGCAUAGCUGUAUUCACUGUUGAUUUUAGGGAAAUGUUUUCCAUCAGUCAACUUUAACCUUGAGCAAACAGCAUUUACAGUAACAAAAUGCUCAACCAAAAAUGUUAGAGCAUUCCAGGGACAGUUUUAUGGGAGGGUAUAUGCAUAUAUGCAUUUUCAAGAGUUCAUUUUUCAAAAUGUGGUUAAACAAUUGGAAUUUCUAGAUUAUUGUUAUGUGUUACAUUGAAUUGAUAAUUGAAUUGGUUCCAAAAGUUUGAUAUUAGUGCAUAUCUGGUUUAACAAGAGUAUGUUGCUUGUUUUGCUUUCAGCAGUUGCUUGGAGCCUGCAGCAUCUGUGUUCUUGCCCAUUGACAAAGUCUGGGCUCUCCAUGAUAGAGAAAUUGAGAGAGAGAAACUGUAACCUGAGUUGAAUAUCACAUUUAUUUUAAGAAAUCUUUACCUCUGUUAGUCAGAAAGCCAACAGAGAAUUAUAAUAAUUUGUUGUCUUUGAAAGUCAAAUGACUUGGUGAGGGGUUUUCAGCAAAUUAUUAUCUUAAUUACACAGGUAUUACUGGAGUAAUAAAACGUAUUAUGGCUAUUUGGAGAAGGGAUAUUUUAGUAUGUUUUAUUAGCAAAUAUGCUUCUGUUUAUGUAUGUUGGGUAGGUAUUUACAAAAGUAAUUUACAAACAUGGGAACCGGGUUUACUUUUUCUCUGGAUAAUAGGAAAACUGCGUAGUUUUGUGUUUGGCCGAAUGUGUUACAUGCUUCCAGAGACGGUGACUUUUUGCAGGCAUAAUGCUGAAGCCGUGCUUUAGUGUUACAGGAUUAAGCCUAGCCUCUCUUUUGAGCUCACACACUUCCCUCUCCUCCAGCAUAGCUACACCUAGGAGAUUAUAAAUUAUCACUUGGAAUUUUAGCUGAACUACAGUUUAGCAUGUUUGAACCCUAACCUCUGGUAAAUCUUCUCUAUAGUUAAUGAAAGCCAGCCUGCUAUGGUUUAAGGUUGGCUUGUUUCCAUUAGCCAUAGUUAAAAUUAAUCACAGUUGGUCCAGAGUUUGGUAAAACAAAAGCUAAUGUUAAUCAAAAAUGGACAUGAACGCUUGUGGACACUGGUACCUUUCAUUUGCACUAGAGGGAGAAGAAAGGGUGUAAAAAGUAGGGAGAAGCUUGGUUCAUUCACUUUAACAGUGUUAUGUCAAAACUGACCUAGAGUUUCAAGAAUGUUCAGAAUAUAAAACUAUGAAUCAUUUGGAAGUGUGGACUGAUGCAACUUUUGUCACCAUCAGAAUCAUCAAGCUCUUAAUUUUUGAACUAGUCUGGAUUAGUACAUGCUUGACUAAAGGAACUUUUUCCUCUUUCUAGGUGUCGUGA
Podarcis lilfordi (Lilford's wall lizard) is the source of this 5478-nucleotide messenger RNA. The record is from the annotation of a GenBank genome assembly. Lineage: Eukaryota; Metazoa; Chordata; Lepidosauria; Squamata; Lacertidae.